CUGUUUAGAUGUUUUUAGAAACAAUCUGAAUAUGUUUCGAACUUUGUUUAAUAUUUGUUUCUCAAUUACCUCUCUUUGAAUAUUUUUAUUUGUAUUUGACAAAUAAUAUUACUAAAUUUGUAAUAUUAUGAUUAAUAUUAUAAAUUAUAACUUAUUAGUUAGAGAGUUUUUGAGGUGUUGAAACUUUGUAACGGGACUUCGGAUUUAUACACUACAGAAGUCUGAUUUUAUAAACACGAAGAUAACCUAAAAUUGCACACACGAACAUGCCGCCGAAAAAGAGUGCCGGUGCCGCAAAAACUAGUAAGGGUAAAUCCUCGGAGGGUAGUAGUGGAAAAGCAGAAAAGAAAGGAGGAUCCUCGGUCAAAGUUAGACAUAUCCUAUGUGAAAAACAAUCAAAGGUACUAGAGGCAUUGGAAAAAUUGAAGGCUGGUCAGAAAUUCAAUGAAGUUGCAGCAACGUAUAGUGAGGAUAAAGCGAGAUCUGGGGGUGAUCUUGGCUGGAUGACACGAGGUUCUAUGGUAGGGCCUUUCCAAGAUGCUGCUUUUGCAUUACCAGUUUCUAGUUUGGCAUCACCAGUUUAUACAGAUCCACCAGUAAAAACAAAGUUUGGGUAUCACAUCAUAAUGGUGGAAGGUAAAAAGUAAUUUCUUUUAAAGUACAGAUUUUUUAUAUGAUACUUUUGUAAAGCAUAUAUAUUAGAUUAAGAGUAAAUAUAUAUAAAUAUGUAAUACACCA
Messenger RNA from Odontomachus brunneus, 738 nucleotides. Its product is annotated as peptidyl-prolyl cis-trans isomerase NIMA-interacting 4. Gene Ontology annotation, molecular function: peptidyl-prolyl cis-trans isomerase activity; DNA binding. The transcript is spliced from 3 exons. The record is from RefSeq and is a predicted model, not a curated record. Bases 267 to 647 code for a protein of 126 amino acids. Gene Ontology annotation, biological process: rRNA processing. Lineage: Eukaryota; Metazoa; Arthropoda; Insecta; Hymenoptera; Formicidae.